Molecule: messenger RNA, 621 nt
Organism: Protomyces lactucae-debilis
Lineage: Eukaryota; Fungi; Ascomycota; Taphrinomycetes; Taphrinales; Protomycetaceae
Product: phosphatase 2C-like domain-containing protein
Exons: 1
Coding region: 1-621 (206 amino acids)
Source: RefSeq, a predicted model, not a curated record
AUGCCGACGGCGCCUUCUCCUAAGGGCGAUUUCACAACAACCAGCAUGUCUGAUCCAAUGAGUAAGGGUGAACGUAUGCUCAAAGAUGAUGGGGCAGAAGUGGAAUAUCAAGGGUCAACAACACUGCUUGUGGGCUACCUUCCGCCAGAAUCGCAUCAACUGCAUGUCGUCAAUAUUGGGGAUUCUUCAUUGAUGCAGAUCCGUCAAGGGACUGUGCUCUUUGAGACGGAGCCGCAGUCGCAUUGGUUUGACUGUCCUUUUCAAAUUGGUCACAAUUCACCGGAUACGCCGCAAAAAUCGGCUGAUCUGACGAGCCUCGACCUCCAAGAAGGAGACAUGCUCGUCACGAGCACAGAUGGGCUAGGGGACAACGUCUAUCCUGCACAGAUUCUCACAGUCAUUGCUGAAGAGCAACGGAGCGCUUUGAAAGACACGGAAGAAGCGCAGCAGGAUGACCUGAACCGUAUCAGUGCUCGCCUUGUCACGUUGGCGCGGGAAAAGAUGGCAGACGAAUGGGGAGAGUCUCCAUUUGGUGACAAGGCCAUUUGCGAAGGCAUCGGCUUUAUGGGUGGCAAAAAGGACGAUGUCAGCAUCCUCGUCACCAAGGUCGUGCGUGCCUAG